UGUUUUUUUGAUGAUGAUGAUUUGGAUGAUGUUGAUGAUGAUGAAUAUUUGCAUGAUGUUGAUUACGAUGAAGAUGAUGAUGACGCUGAUGAUAAUGAUUUGGAUGUUGAUGAUGAUGAUGAUGAUGAUAUUGUAUUGGAUGAUGAAGAUGAUGAACUUGAUGAUGAUUUGGAUGAUGAUUUGGAUGAUGAUGAUGAUUUGCAUGAUAAUUAUGGUGAUGAUGAUUUGGGUGAUGAUGAUGAUGAUGAUUUGGAUGAUGAUCAUGAUGAUGAUGAUGAUUUGGAUGAUGAUGAUGAUGAUGAUUUCUUUCAUGAUGAUGAUGAUGUUUAUCAUAAUGGUGAUGAUGAUUUUGAUGAUGAUGAUGAUGAUGUUGAUGAUAAUAAUUUAGAUGAUGUUGCACAUAAUGGUUUGGAUGAUGGCGAUGAUGGUGAUGAUGUUGAUGAUUUUGCUGAUGAACAUUUGGAUGAUGAUGAUAAUGCUGAUAAUGAUUUUGAUGAUGGUGAUUUGGCUGAUGAGGAUGAUGAUGAUGAUGAUUUGGAUGAUGAUGAUGACGAUAAUGAUGAUAAAGUUGAUGACGUUUAUGAAGAUGAUUCGGAUGAUGAUGAUGAUUUGGAAGAUGAUGAUGGUGAUGAUGAUUUGGAUGAUGUUGAUUUGAUUGUUGAUGAUAUUGAUGAUAAUGAUUUGGAUGAUGAUGAUGGUGAUGAUGGUGAUUAUGAUUUGGAUGAUGUUGAUUUGUACGAUGAUGAUGCUGAUGAUAAUAAUUUGGUGAUGAUGAUUAAGAUGAUAUGGAUGAUGGCGAUGAUGGAUGAUGAUGAUGAUUUGGUUGCUGUUGAUGAUGAUGAUUAUGAUAUUGAGGAUGAUGGUGUGGAUGAUGAUGAUGAUUAG
Molecule: messenger RNA, 885 nt
Organism: Anisakis simplex (herring worm)
Lineage: Eukaryota; Metazoa; Nematoda; Chromadorea; Rhabditida; Anisakidae
Source: the annotation of a GenBank genome assembly